GUAACAGGGAGAGUCACUCUGGGAUGGGGUGAAGGCUCCAUCUCUGUGCAGUUGGGAUUUCUCUCCUCCUCUAAGUUCUUUACCUCAAGACUGGACUCCAGCUCUCAGAAGACUUCACUGCUCAGUUUCCUUGAGACUGAGAAUGAGCAGCUGCAGGAUCAGCUCCGAGAGCUCCGGGAUGAGAACUGCAGGCUCUACAGACUGAUGGCAGAGAAAGAUUUUGAAAUAAAGGAGCUCCAGAAAAGAGUCCAGGAGGAGAGGUUGGCUCUGUCAGGGGUGUCUGGUUUAGCUGGAGACGUGGCUGCCACUAAAAUAGUUGAGUUGGCCAAAAGGAACCGGGAGGUGACUGCUGAGUUUGAGAGUGAGAGAGCCAGAGUGAAGCAGCUGAAUCACAGAGUCAAGGAGCUGGAGAGAGAACUACAGGCAGCUGCAGAAAAAAUCCAUUCCCUUGGUGGUGAUGCUGCAGGAAUCAAGGAAUCAGCUCUGAAAAAGCUGGAAGGAAACUUGGCUGAAAAUCCAGAGGUGAAAGCACUGCAAGAAAAAUUGAGCACAGCCAACGUAAAAGUGACAGAAUAUCGAAACCAGCUCCAGAAUUUGAAACAGGAACUGAAGCUGACCCAGAAGAUUUUAGCCAAAGAAGUUGGGGAAGAUGUGAAUAUCCAAAGUCUCUUGACCAAUUCUGGCAGCUGGCGCGGGCGAGCUCAGCAAAUUCUCCUUCUCCAAAGCAAGGUUCAUGAGCUGGAGCAUAAACUGAAUCACCAAAAGAUCAGAGCUUCACUGCUGGAGAUGGAUGAGGGGUUGCUGGCAUUUCCUGAUCCAAGGAAAUUGUCAGUCCAAGAGAAGAACUUGCUGAAGAUUCGCAGCUUGGAAAAAGAAAAGAAGGAAUCUUUGGAGAAACUCUCUGAGCAACACAACACUCUCCAGAAAAGCCAUGAGGAAUUGAAAAAAAAACUUGAUGCCUCAAGAGCCAGGAACCAAAUGCUGUGUGGAGAAGUGAAGAUGCUGAAGGGACAGAUUGGAACCUUGCUGGAGAAAGGGAAACACGAUGAUGAGCUCAUAGAUGCCUUGCUGAGCCAGCAGAAGCAAAUGCAGGAGAUCUUAAAGGGCCUGAGCCAGAAGAAGGAUGAGAACAAGGACUCUGAGCAGACGAUGGACCCUGAGAAUCAGAAACAAAGUGUCCUGAUAGAUGAGCUCAGGCAGUUGGUGGCUGACAGAGAAGCAAAGGUUAAAACUCUAGAGGAGGAGAUUGGGCAGCUCACACAUCAGGACAAGUCAGGAGCUGCUCAUCCACCACACUCUGAGCACUCAGGAUCACCUGAGGCUGGAAGGACAAAAUCUGCCUGCACAGUGUCCGCGAUGGGCCAUGUGCUCGUGGAGUCAGCAGCCUCAGAGCCUUUCUUCCUCAUCCCACCUGGAAGGUCUGCUGGCACGCACAGCUUGAGCUGGGAAGUGCUGCUGGGAGAGCUCAUAACACAGAGGACUCUGUGCCAGGCUGCUGAAGAGGAGAGGGAAAAGCUCCUGGAGCUGGUGGCUGUGCUGCAGAAAAGGGUGGAGGAAAGCAGUGACAAAGUCUUGGAAACUGAGAAGAAGCUCCAGGAGGAGCAGUGGCAGAGUGACAGCUUGGAACAGGAGCUUGAAAAGCUGCAGGUAGAUCCAGAGAGCAGCACAACUGCCCAGGAGCCUGCCCUGAGGAGCGGAAAAGGUGAAGGGGAGCCCUCAGCCCAGCCCAGCCUCCCCUUGCAUGAGAGUGACAGAGAGGAGCUCUCUUCAUCCCUGUCUGAGCUGCCCCUGGAGUCUCCAGUGGAAGAGCUGAGCAGGAGGCUUGGCUUCCAGGUGGAUGAGAACAAAAGUCUGAAGGCUGCUCUGAAGGAGACUGUGACAACCAAAGGGGAUGAUUUUUAACUGCACCAAGUCACAGUGGAGGAAGUGAGGGAUAGGUUUGCAGAGGCUGUUGAGCACCAUACCAGAGAAGAGUUAAUCCAGAUACUGCCAGUCCUUUGGGCUGCAGAGCAGGGACAGAGCCCAGGCAGCAGUGUCAUUCUGCAGCCUCAGAUUGUGUAAUUUCUUCAGCGUUUGCAGGAGAGGAUGAGAAGCAGAGAUGAAAUACAAAAAAUGAAGGUUU
Haemorhous mexicanus (house finch) is the source of this 2122-nucleotide messenger RNA. RefSeq names its product coiled-coil domain containing 13 (gene CCDC13). The record is from RefSeq and is a predicted model, not a curated record. Gene Ontology annotation, cellular component: centriolar satellite. NCBI's taxonomy places the organism in Eukaryota, Metazoa, Chordata, Aves, Passeriformes, Fringillidae. Gene Ontology annotation, biological process: cytoplasmic microtubule organization; non-motile cilium assembly. The transcript has 15 exons. Bases 205 to 1902 code for a protein of 565 amino acids.